GAAGGAGGCAUCAGUGAGAAUCUGAGAAAGUCACCUGAGACCAGAAGCCCACGCCUCCACCUGCGACACCAUGAGUGAAUCGUGCUGCUCCCCGUGCUGCCAGCCCACGUGCUGCAGGACCACCUGCUGCAGGACCACCUGCUGCCAGCCCAGCUGCUGUGGAUCCAGCUGCUGCGAGCCUUGCUGCUGCCGCCCAACGUGCUGUCAGACCACCUGCUGCAGGACCACGUGCUGCAAGCCCGCAUGCUGUGUGUCCAGCUGCUGCCAGCCCAGCUGCUGUGGGUCCAGUGGCUGCGGGUCCAGCUGCUGCGAGCCUUGCUGCAGCCGCCCAACGUGCUGUCAGACCACCUGCUGCAGGACCACGUGCUGCAAGCCCGCAUGCUGUGUGUCCAGCUGCUGCCAGCCUAGCUGCUGUGGGUCCAGUGGCUGCGGGUCCAGCUGCUGCGAGCCUUGCUGCAGCCGCCCAACGUGCUGUCAGACCACCUGCUGCAGGACCACGUGCUGCAAGCCCGCAUGCUGUGUGUCCAGCUGCUGCCAGCCUAGCUGCUGUGGGUCCAGUGGCUGCGGGUCCAGCUGCUGCCAGCCUUGCUGCUGCCGCCCAACGUGCUGUCAGACCACCUGCUGCAGGACCACCUGCUGCAAGCCCACAUGCUGUGUGUCCAGCUGCUGCCAGCCUUGCUGCCGCCCCAGUUGCUGCUGCACACCCUGCUCCCAGCCAGCUUGCUGCACCCCCGUUAUCUGCAGGAGAACCUGCUACCAGCCCACCUGCUGCUGCCUGCCCGGGUGCCUAGCCCAAGGCUGUGGAUCCAGCUGCUGCCAGCCUUGCUGCUGCUGAGCAACUUGUUAUACACUCAGCACUCACCGGAAUGUAUAUCCUACGCCAGUUUGCCAAAGUUCCUGUCUUACAAGAAGUUGCUCCCUCGGCUUUCCUGGGGACACACACAUGCUUACACUGCCCCUGUCAUCUUUCUCAGCAAUGCUUAUGAGUCUAUGGACGGAAUGCAAUCUACUUCAAUUUGAUUGUAUUCUAGUGUCUCUGGUUUACUGUAGCAAUUGCUGAGCCACUCCAUUUGGUCAACCCCAGACGCUGGUCCACAUCCAUUGAUUCACACUCUCAGUCUCCGGAAAGUGAUCAUCACCUUUCACUUCUACAGCAUGUAAACACAUUCUUAUGAGUGCAUAUUAGCUCUCCGCAGUGAUCAGUACUGAUCAUCUUUUUAGAUAGAUGCAUUAUAGUUAGUAAGUCCUGCCAGGUUACUAAGCUCUUUGCAAUGGCUUUGAACUUUCUUCCUUCCGUUCUUUCCUAAUAAAAUCUGUGUCAUCCUGCA
Nyctereutes procyonoides (raccoon dog) is the source of this 1328-nucleotide messenger RNA. RefSeq names its product keratin-associated protein 4-12-like. Lineage: Eukaryota; Metazoa; Chordata; Mammalia; Carnivora; Canidae. Gene Ontology annotation, cellular component: keratin filament. The record is from RefSeq and is a predicted model, not a curated record. The coding region runs from base 71 to 835 and encodes 254 amino acids. The transcript has a single exon.